UUCGGUCAGUCAACCGAUAACGCGCGAAAGUUGCACACGUUUGUAUUUCGUAGUUCAAAUUAAUUACGAAAUAAAAUCGGUUUUGUGCAACAUUUCAUUUAAAAUUAAUAAGUAACAAAGUUUUACACAAAAUUGAUUGGUUAUUGAAUUUAUUGUGUGACUAGUCGUUAAUAGAUUCUUAUUUAAAUAAUUUAAUUUUGUGUUUGUUAAACAAUAACUUUUGGCGUUUCGAAAUUUGAAUUGCGCAUUCGUUGAUUGUAUUGUGUUUUACAUUUAUUUGGAAAAAUGAGUCUUAGCCGAUUGUGUCGUGUUGUGAGGUGUGAUUUGGUGAAAGUACAGUCAUCUAGUGCGUUGGUUUCGAAACUUUGGGGACCUUGUGCUUCGAGGGAAGUGAGCACAUGCAGCACGCAACGAGCAAGCGUUGCACAACACAGUUCAAAGCCAGAUUGGAACAGAGCGGUUAGUGAGGCGGAGAAGAUUGUCGGAUAUCCAACCUCCUUCCUGAGUCUCCGAUGGGUUCUGAGCGACGAGAUUGCGAAUGUAGCGCUGCACCUACGCAAGUUGGUCGGGAGCAACCACCCUUUGCUGAAAACGGCUAAGAAUCUGAUCUACAAUGGAAAGAACAACAUGCAAGCCUGGGGUCUCAUCGUGCUGCUGGUGUCGAAGGCAGCUGGACAUAGUCCUGAGAUACCAGAUAUGGAACAGGACAAAGCCGCUGGAGUCCUGCACAGCCAACGAGCUCUAGCCGAAGUGACAGAGAUGAUUCGGACCUCUCACCUGGUGCACAAGGGUCUGGUGAACAUGAACUCCCGCCAGCCAAUAGCCGCUGAGCCUGAUGACAUGAUGUUUGGCAACAAGAUUGCUUUGCUGAGCGGGGACUAUCUGCUCGCUAACUCCUGUUCUGAACUGGCGAAUUUGAGAAAUCAAGAGCUGGUAGAGCUGAUGUCAUCAGCAGUGCGAGAUCUGGCUGAAGCAGAGUUCCUCGGUGAGAGGGACGAGCAGAACAAUCCUCUACCUUCCAGACCACUACCAAAAGACCAGAUUGAAGAAGCUUCAGAAUGGGAUAUCAUAACGGACCCUCUACCAAUGGGUGGAGUGAUCGGUUGUGCUGGUCGCGAGUGGGCUGCUCGACACGUGUUGGCUGCCGGAGCACUGCUGGGCAAGAGUUGCUCGGCUGCAUUGAAGCUGGCUGGACACAAGCCUCAGUUGCAGACACAGGGCUACCUCUUCGGCUGUCACCUUGCCCUAGCAUGGCAGGCGUUCCUCGACCUUGAGGCGUUCACAGGGCCUGAGCCAGCGAGCUUCUCCCUGGUGGGGGCACCCUUGGCCUUCACGUUAGAAGCUCGACCUGAACUCUACGAGUACAUCGAGGCUGGCAAGAAGAGCGUGCAAGAUGUUGAUUACCAUGCUCUAUACAAGGCGGUAUUAGCAGGCGACGGUCUAGAGCAGACGAAGCGUCUCCAGCGCGAGCACAUCGCGCGCGCCGUGCACGUGCUGGACAGCUUCCCCGACUGCGACGCCAGGACCGCGCUCGCCAACAUCAUCGUCGCCAUGCACCAUGACCAUCUAUAACAGUAACAGCUACGUCAUUUUGUAACAUUCGUAUUGUAGUGUAACACAUGUCUUAUUGUAACAUUCGUAUUAUAUUGUAACACAUGUCAUUUUGUAACAUUCAUGUCGUAUUGUAACAUUCAUACUGGAGCAGACGAAGCGUCUCCAGCGCGAACACAUCGCGCGCGCCGUGCACGUGCUGGACAGCUUCCCAGACUGUGACGCCAGGACCGCGCUCGCCAACAUCAUCGUCGCCAUGCACCACGACCAUCUAUAACAGUAACAGCUACGUCGUUUUGUAACAUUCGUAUUGUAGUGUAACAUUCAUGUCGUAUUGUAACAUUCAUGUCGUAUUGUAACGCAUGUUAUAUUGUAACAUUCAUGUCGUAUUGUAACAUUCAUGUCGUAUUGUAACAUUCAUAUUAUAUUGUAACAUUCAUGUCGUAGUGUAACAUUCAUAUCGUAUUGUAACAUUCAUGUCGUAUUGUAACAUUCAUGUCAUAUUGUAACUUUCAUACAUGCCAUUUUUUAUCGUUCGUGUAAUCGUGUCUCGCCGACAUCAUUGUCGCUGUAAGCCAGAUCCACCUGUAAAAGCUACGUAAUCUUGUAACAUUCAUGUUAUGUCAUCAUGUUCGUAGAGGUUGCUGUGUAACAUUCGUUUUAUCUUGUAACAUUCAUAGAUGUCACCUUACUUAUUUGACAUUUGUAGCAUCCAUGCAUUAUAAUGCUCUGUUUUAAUAUGUCAUUGAGCUCGAUCUCCAGCUCUGCCAACUGCUAUUCAUCAUCAGCCACAUUCAACUUGUAAGUUCAUUCAUAACAUUCAUUCAUGUAAUUUUGUAAAAUUCAUGAUACAUAUUAUUUUGUAACAUUAUAAUCAUGUGAUGUAAACAGUAAAACAUAUGUGAUCACGUAACAUUAAUAUGUUUUACAAAUCCAAGAAAGUGCAUAAUAUUAAUUUAACUAAGAAUAAUUGAUAUAUUAUGUAUUUUGAUUAUUUUUUAUAAUAAUUAUAAGCAUUAUCUUUCUGGCAAAAUACUACUAGAAAAAAAUCUAGCAUGUAGGUAAUAAAAAGGGAGCCUAAAUUUAAUAGGCAAUUAAAUAACACUGCAUGUACCUGAGGUCUAUUUUUUAAAUUGUUUAGUAAAAUUACAAGUAAGCAGAUGUUCAAGAAAAGAGUUACCAAAAUCAUGUGACUACUCAAAAUAUACAAAGAAAAUAAAAACGAAAUGUAUUUAUUUCUAAGAAAAUUAUUCAUUAAGGAAAAAAUAUUAUGACAAGGUAUAUAUAAUGCUCAAAUUAUGUCUUUAGUCAAUAAGUGUUUAAUGUGGAAUACGCAAAUGCAAUCUUAUAUUAUAUGCUGAAAACUGAAGAUAUUUUGUCGUUUGGGUAUUCGACGGUAAGCAAGAGUUUUGUACUUUUAGAAUAACUAUGUAUAUCUUUAAUACUCUUGUAUUUUUAUAAUAUUUUUCACUUUAGAUGUUAAGUAAGAAAUUAAUUAAAUUGUACAAUUUUAUAA
Messenger RNA from Spodoptera frugiperda (fall armyworm), 3067 nucleotides. RefSeq names its product all trans-polyprenyl-diphosphate synthase PDSS2 (gene Pdss2). Gene Ontology annotation, cellular component: transferase complex; mitochondrion. Gene Ontology annotation, molecular function: prenyltransferase activity. The record is from RefSeq and is a predicted model, not a curated record. The coding region runs from base 286 to 1572 and encodes 428 amino acids. The transcript is spliced from 7 exons. Gene Ontology annotation, biological process: isoprenoid biosynthetic process; ubiquinone biosynthetic process. NCBI's taxonomy places the organism in Eukaryota, Metazoa, Arthropoda, Insecta, Lepidoptera, Noctuidae.